Messenger RNA from Heterotrigona itama, 4460 nucleotides. Lineage: Eukaryota; Metazoa; Arthropoda; Insecta; Hymenoptera; Apidae. The record is from the annotation of a GenBank genome assembly.
AUGUCGAGUGGCUCGGCCUCGAAACUCGUGAACGGUGAGAAUAAGAAGGAGAACGUUCACGGAUACGAGUACGGGAACAAGAGAGAAAACGAGAGCGGCGCUGCUGGCAGCACUGCCUCUUCCAUAGUAACUCUAGCUGGUGAUGCUAGUAAUGCUAGUACUACUACUACUACUACCACCACUACUUCUUCUAUUACUAGUAUUAUUGCUGCUGCUGCUGCUUCUGCUACUAUUGCUACUACUACUAUUAUUACUGUCGCCGCUGGUGGUGUUGUCGGUACUGGUGCUGGUACCACUGGUACUGCUGAUUCUAGUGCUGCUAGUGAAAGCAGCAGCGGUAGUGGUGAUAGUGGCUGCGGUAAUGGUGGUAGUGGUUGUUUCACCAGCAGUGAUAACGGUGCCAGUGGUAGUAAUAGCGGUGUCUGUGUUGCCGGCUUGACCGCCGAGGGCGUCGUCGGCGUGGAGUUUUGCGACGUUGAUUCCGAGGUGAAGAUACCGGGAGCUCGGGAAGUUGUAUGCGAUGAAAAGGAUGUGAGCUCGAGGACGGGAUAUAACGAGAUCGUGUUCGAAGAGCCGUACGACGAGAGGUGUAUCGGGACGCCAGUUGUCAAUCUGAGCACCGCCACAACCACCACCACCACUACUACUUCCACCACCACUACCAGCACCACCACCACCACCACCACCAUCACCAUCAUUGAGCACGACGAUCGAAUCACGACCACGACUGUUUCUGCUCCUUGCUACGAGGAGGACGAGGAAGAGGAUAACGAGGAGGACGACGACAACAUGGUCGCGGCGAUGAACGAACACUUGUCUACCACGUCGGCGACCAGCGGCGUUCGAAGUAACACCGUCUCCACCGCCAGCACCACCGUCAAUCCCACCAUAGUUAACCAGGGGAACAGUUGCUCCCGCGGUGAAUUCGAGAACGUCGACGAAGAUGGUAAACCAGUCGCCGGGAUACUCAGUUUCCCCUGUGACUUCGAUCACAUGUACGCCAGCAUGACAGACAGCGGAGCCCCGGCGGUGGCCACUGCCACCUCCGCACUCGGUGUCAGUCCUCUCCGUGGCAACGAACCGCGUCAAAACGAUCUUACCGAAGUUAAACAUCUCAAGGAACUGUUGCUCCUUCAUCUCGACCUGAUCCAACAACAGUCCGAGCAGAUCGUUACCAAGGAUAAGCUUUUGGCAGCUCUGCGACAGGAGAACGAAACGAACUGGUCGAUCCUCGUAACACAGUAUCCUCGAUCACUGUUGCCAGUACCUUGUGUUAUUUGUUUGUAUACGUACAUGCGAUUAGAUGCAAAAAUGAUCAUGCCUGGGAUUCGACAAGAAAUCAAAACUCCAGUGACCUACCGUUUGUUGACACUUAAGCUGCGGUUGGAGCGUAUGGACAGGCGUGUAAAUUUACAAAAGCUCAGAUCAGAGAAUAACGAAAAUUCCAUUGCAUCUGAACAUAUAGGAGUAUGUUCUUCUCCGACUAUUAAUUCUGUGAAUGUGCCAUCGACUAGCGAGCUUCACAGAAAUAUUCAAUCUGAGAAUAAUAAUUCUCAGUACAAUGAAAGCUUUAAGAUACGUUUAAAUACCAGUGGUGGAAUUACUACCGUCAAACAGGAACCAAAUGAUAAUCAAAGUAAGCACGAGACAAAAAUAGAAACUGGUAACGAUAUUAGACUAGAGUGGGAAGAGAAAAAGAAGAGGAGAACAGAUUCGACGUCAAUAUCCAGUGGAAGUAAAAGAAAAAGGGGUGUUUCGUGUUCGUCUACGAUUAGUAAUGACACAUCCUCUACGUUACCAGACAAAACAUUAGGUCAAGAAAACAACAGAAAAAAUGAUAGGAAAGGAAAACCAUUGACAAAGAAGGAAUCCUUCCUUACUACAGAAGAACAUUAUUAUACAGCUGUUGGUGAUCCUAAUUAUACAUUAAAUUUAAAAGAACCUAAUUUAGUAGAAAGUGAUACCUCGUUAGAAGUUCCAAAUUGGAGGGUAAAGAUAUAUACAAGCUGUUAUACGAUGGAAGGAACGGAAAAUUUGGAUGAUGAAAUUUUUAACAAAAGACAUUUAAAGUUAGAAAAUGAUGAAAGGAGGAGGAAAAGAUGGGAUGUACAAAGGAUAAGAGAACAGAGACAUAUUGAAAAAUUGAAACAAAGACAAGAAAGACAGAAUCAUCAAGCAACGUGUUAUAAUACAAAUCAUACUGGACCGUGUCCAUCUACUGUUGAGGAAGAGGCUGUCUUAUCGUUAUGGCCUGACGUAGAACAAAUACAAAGUCUUCAAGUGGAUCCCCAGUUACCUAUUGCUGCAUUUGGUGCCCCUAUUCCUAGUUUUACUCCAAGGUAAAUAAUAUCAAAUCAAACUAUAUUUUACAUUUGUAUUAGCUAUAUCGAUUUUAUAAUUACAGUGAAUUUUCUUUACCUUGGUCAAAUAUGUCACGUUCGAACAGUCGUCGCCCAAAGCGGUCAACAGGUAGAAGAAAAUCUACUAGAAGAUAAACUUUUAUACCGGUGGACAGGACUAUUUUUGUCUUAUCAUUUUUAAUCUUUGUUAUAGAUAUGCUCCCUAUAUUUUUGUUUUUUCUUUUUCUUUUUUUUUUUCUAAAAUCAUUCUUUUUAUUACAUGAAAUAGGAGCACCAAAGAUAUUUUUAUCAUCUUUUUUAAAGCAAAAUUCAGGAAAGAUGACUAUGCUUGACAGGAGUACCUACAACGUAUUUUUAUUUCUUACUUAUUGAUUCAAGUUUACUACUAAAACUUGAUUUUCAGAUCUAAGAAUCAUUUUAUUUGUACGACUGUAAUUUGGUAUCAUCUCAAUUUUAUAGAAAUAUUAUUCAUUUAUUCAAUUUUAAUUAAUAUUUAUUGAAUAUACUUUCCAAUCUGGAAUUCUAUAGAUUAGAACAAUAGACAUAAAAAAAUCAGAGUCAGUAUAUUUUCUUUUUGUACUAACUUGAUAAAAUGAACUGAAUUAAAUAUGUCGGAAAGUUAAAUAUGUUCAAGAUACAAAGUUUAUAUACAUGUAAAUAAUGUAAUCCAUUUCAAAAUUUUCGUAGCCCCUCUUCUUUAAUUUCAAUUAUAUAAUUAAUUGAUAUCGGCAUAUAUGCUUUAUAAUUAGCAAUUCAGAUAUAUUUUUGAUAUUGUAACGGUUGAGAAUAUUAAAAUGAAAACUGUGUGUAAAUUAAAUGUCACAGUCGAAAAGAUUUAAUCCGUAUCGAAACAAAUUUUAUGAACUUCAUGUAAUGUUGAUCGAUUUUAAAGUACAAACUUGAAAUUGGUACACAAGUAUAUAAAAUUGUUAAUUACAAAAGGGCGUGUAUUGAAUUUUAAAAUGAAUUUGAUUCGUUACAGUUUUCGAGUUAUUUUAAUAAAUAUGUGCAAAAUUAUUUCAUUUGUACUGCAUCCUUUAUUAACUAUUUUUAUUUAGAUUUUAAUAAAGCGCAUAAUUAUUUAUAGAAAAAUUAUAAAAUAUUUAUAAAUGUAAGUCUUCCGAAAAUAUUAAAAAUAUACGUAUAAACAGAUUUGUAUAAGAGUUUAGAAAUGGACUUAAAGAGCUUUUUAAAAGAUCAUGCGAACGCGUCAAAUAGUACAAUGAAAAAGUACAUUUUGUUUUGUUUUUGGUUCUAUAUAAAAAUUAAAUAAAAAGUCUAAUAUUGUGAAUGAUUUAAAAAUGAAAAAGACGAUAAUGUGUUGCACAUUGUAUUUUAUUAAUUUAAAAUAUAAAAUAUCUAUUAUAAUUAUCUAUAAUUUUACCUGUUUUAAACUUAAAUUUUGAAUUAUUUUUAUAGGCAAAUAAUUUAAUGUAUUGCUGUACGAUAAACUUAUAAUUGGUUAUAAUAGAGAGAUAAAUGUUAAAAAGUUAAAAAAAAUACAUAGCUAUUAAUAAUUUGUAACUUCUGGCAUGUAUAAUAGUAUAUAUUUAUGUUGAAUUUAUAUAUGUUCAUAUUGUAUAACUGUGAAGUAUUUAUGUAAUUUUUUCUUUUUAUAACGAGUGACAAUGGUAAUGAAAAAAGAAAAGGGGUUACGACGUACACUCAGAAAUAUUGAAAUUCCAUGAAUCUAAAAUAAAUCUUUUUUUCAAUUUUGAUUAACAUCAAUCAUUAAAAAUAUAUGGUUCUGUUUUUUUUUUUUUUUUUGUAUUUUUUAUUUCAUUAUUCUCUUUUUUUCCUCUCUUUCUAAAUUCUACCGUUGCAUUUAAUUGCAAUUGUUGAAGAACUUUUCAACAAGAUGUAUUAAUUUUUUUAUGCAUAUAGUUCAAUUAUGUUAUUUUAUUUUAUUAUACAUGACAAGUGAUAAGGUACUCGAUUCAACCGUCCAUGAGAAAUGUGAGCAUUUCGCAAACUGAAAUGUUCAACAUUAAAACACGGUGAAAAUAGUGAUUAUAACUUGUAAAUAAAAAGAAACAUCUUUCCAAUUAUACGUAAGUUUUUGUUUAUUAUUUUAUUUAUAAUAGUGCGCAUUACUGCUGA